UAAAAACAGAGCAACUCUCCCGACGCCAUUUGUGUGGUUGUGAAGAGGCAAAAAAAAAAAACAGAGAAAAAGAUUCCAAUGUCUGUAACAGCAGCAACUCACAUGAACACGAUCAAUCAUUUGUCGACAACCUGUAAAACAUCCAAUCUCAUCUGCUCCAAUCACAGAUUGGCUCCUCAACCUUUUCAUCGUAAACCCAAAUCGUUUCCUCAGUUGCUUCCCCUAAAUGGCUCCUCCUUCUCCUCUCGCUCUCCUUCGUCUUCCGUCAAUCGAAGAUCGAGAUUCAACACUCGCAACAAACGCUUCUCUGUUUCCAUGGAGUGGCAAGACUGCACAGUGAAGAUGGAAGUAGAUAUACCAGUGUCAGUAGCGUAUAACUUCUACUUGGAUCGUGAAUCUUUCCCUAAGUGGAUGCCUUUCAUUUCAUCCGUUGAGGUGUUAAAGGACAAACCUGAUCUAUCACGUUGGUCACUCAAGUACAAUGCUUUUGGCCAAGACAUUAAGUAUUCUUGGCUUGCUCGCAAUCUUCAGCCUACUCCUAAUCAGAAAAUCCACUGGAGAUCUCUUGAAGGUCUUCCUAAUAAAGGCAGCGUUCGGUUCUUCCCUAAAGGUCCUUCAUCUUGCCUCGUUGAGCUAACUGUGUCAUAUGAAGUCCCUGCGCUUUUGACCCCUGUGGCAUCGGCGCUCCGGCCCUUUUUAGAGACCUUGCUUAGAGGUGGACUUGAAAGAUUUGCAACCUUGGCUAAAACCACUUAAAAGAAAGAAAAAAAAGGAAUCUGUAUGUAAUGCAUCUCUGUGAUUCUGGGCUUUUAAGAAUAUAUCUUGGUAUAUAAAAUGGUCUGGAACUCGAUUGAUUAAGGAGGGGUUGUCUACUCUGACUUUUGUAAUUCUUAAAGUUACAAUCUUUAUCUCUCUUAAUAAUAACACAACUUUUGGUUUA
Raphanus sativus (radish) is the source of this 940-nucleotide messenger RNA. RefSeq lists its product as uncharacterized. The record is from RefSeq and is a predicted model, not a curated record. The transcript has 7 exons. Lineage: Eukaryota; Viridiplantae; Streptophyta; Magnoliopsida; Brassicales; Brassicaceae. The coding region runs from base 79 to 756 and encodes 225 amino acids.